Linum trigynum is the source of this 1708-nucleotide messenger RNA. The record is from the annotation of a GenBank genome assembly. Lineage: Eukaryota; Viridiplantae; Streptophyta; Magnoliopsida; Malpighiales; Linaceae.
ACUUUUCUAUUCAUACGCUGUCUAGUACUCUACUAAAUAGCCCGAUGGAAACCAACAAAAAUAUGGCACCAAAUAGGCCAACAGCUGGAGGCAUCAUCUCUUCAUCUUCAAGAGGCAGAGGAAGCCACCCAAUCCUCACAUCCACUGGUGGCCGAGGAAUCUCAAUGAUACUGGGGAAGAUGUUGACUGAGAACAAAGUGGCGGUCGCAAAAGCAGCAGGGGCAGCUCGAUAUGCCUGGGGAAGCUAUGGCGAGGUGAACAUCCAGCCUACAGAAACUCCAAACUUAUUUAUCUUCACAUUCAACAAAACGGCGAUAAGGGAUAAAGUCUGGAUGGAUAGGCCAUGGAGCUUAUCAAACACACUCACUGCAAUCGAAAAAUACAGUGGACGAGGGAAGCCAAAAGACGUACCAAUCGUGAAGGUCGCAAUGUGGGUUCAAAUACAUGGCUUGCAUCAUAAUCAAAGGAACGAGCGGAAUAUGGAGGCCAUAGGCUCCUCCUAUUUCUUGGAACUCUUUGAUCUGGACAGGGCUAGCCUGGAUUAUGCUGGAUACAGAAGAUUCCGGAGAAUCUUGGUGGAGGUUGAUCUCAGGGAGCCAGUUCCAACUGGGUUCGAUUUUCCUUUCCUAGAUGAAACCACAGGUAUAGACUACUGUGAUGAGAUUACUUUCAAGUAUGAAAGGUUGGUAGAAUUAUGCUACUUCUGCGGCAGAAUAGGGCACAACUGGCCCACUUGCUGGAGGAUGAAUGAAGAGAGGAAGAAGAAUGGAGUAGCUCACCUGUCGGAGAUCUAUAACUCAUCGCUCAAAGCAGGAAUAGACUCCCCACACAGACCUAGCUCGACCAACUUCAGAGUCAGUGGUGAAAGCAAAGGUAAACAUAGCUCGAUGGGGGAAAGGGAAGGUUCGAGAUCCGGAGGUGGAUACCGAAGGGGAGAAGAAGGAGCAGGAGGCUCGGCGGAAGAGAUUGGAAACCAAUCGGAGAGGAGCCAUCGUGUUCCCCCAGGGUUCACGAUACCGAGAAUUGAAAAUCAUCAAUCGCAGAAGGAGGCUCAGGCUAAACAAGGAAGAUUGAAAGGGAGGUUUAGAGUCGAAAUGGGGGCGAGGAACCUGGCCAGCGAUAUGGAUAGAGGUUGGAAGAGAGUGACCAGGAGCAACGUCGUCAAACGGAGGAGGUGGAAACUACCCUUACCCUUGGGCCGAGUCAACAGGAGGCACCAGGGCUGCUCUUUAGUGAAAUUGGCCAGGUCUCUCUAGCCCAUUACUAGCAUAUUAAUGAGGCUUUAGAAGAAGAAACGGGCCGGCAGAUGAAGAAAAGAAAGGGAACAAGUCAAGGGAGUGGGGACAGGCCCAGGUCCGAUAGUAAUGUUGAUGAUGGGUUUUCUUUCAGCCCAGAAGGUGCUAUGUUUUUUGGGGGGCCUGGAGGAAAGAAUAGAAAGAAGAAGAUGCAGAGGCCAAAGCAUCACCAAGGGGAAGCAGUCUGAUCAAGUUCCAACAGAACAAGGAAGGGAUACAAGGGCAGUGGUGGUUCGUCAUAAGCCACCUCAUCUGGAAUGAGUAUAGUAAGUUGGAAUUGUAGGGGAUUUGGCCCAUCCCUUACAAGAAGUUAUGCUAAGUGAUUGUGUCGUCGCUUGGGCCCCUCUAUCAUUUUUCUUAUGGAAACAAGCAAGAACAAGGAGUUUAUGGAGGAACAAAGGAGAAGUCUGAAA